AUGAAAUGUGUUAUGGGAGAUGGAAGAAAAAUUGAAUUUUGGACAGAUUAUUGGACCGAUCAGGUUUCACUUAAAUAUGCGUUCCCGAGAAUUUAUGCGAUUGCGGUAAGAAAGCUCGGAAAGAUAAGUGAGUUUGGAAGAUGGGAAAAUGGAGCAUGGUUUUGGAGUAUUAAGCUGAGAAGACCCCUGUUCGAAUGGGAAAAAUCUGUGUGGUUGAUUUUCAUUCAAGUUCUGAACAAAGCUGUUAGUGAUAGUCAAGGAGUUGAUAAACUGAAAUUGUUGGGUGCGGUAGGUAGGAAGUAUACUCCUAAAGCUUAUUGCUUAAAGAUGGCAUGCGGUGGAAUGGUGGAAAAUCACAUAUGGAAAUUGGUAUGGUUCAAAUUGCCUUCUCCCAAAGUAGCUGCAUUUGUGUGGAGAGAUGUUCAUCAAAAAAUAACGGUCAUUGUAGAAUUGGAAAAAAGAGGAGUCCGAAAUCUUUCGUUAUCAGUUGAUGAUUCUGUAGAUGCGUGGUCAGAGUUCCUAGUUGUCAUUUGUCUUAGUAGAGUGUAUGGGCAGGGGAAGGGUAUGCGGUUUGAUUUCUUCCACUUAGUUGUUCGUAGGUUAAGUGAUUGUUGGAGAAUUUUAGUUGCAACCAAACAAGGGAAGAAAAAGGAUAAAUUAAGUAAGACGAAAAGAAAAAGUAAAGAGAAAAACGCUAGCGUUGGAACCGUUGAUAAGCUUGUUGAUGAGAACGAAGUUCAUGCUCAAGACAAAUUUAGGAAAGAUAGAAAAAAGAAAUCAAAUGGUCAGUUGGUGGACAAGAGUAAAGCAGCUCAGGAGGAUGAAGUUUAUGAAAUACCUUCUGGAGACGAUGAUUGCUCAAAAGGAAUGAAAAAAUGGUUUACAGACUACCACCAAAGCAGACCUGGCUUGAAGGUAUUGCAACAAAGGAUUGACGACUUUAUAAUUGCAUACGAGGAAAAACUUGAACAGGAAAAGAAAGAAAAGGAGGCUCGUCUUACGGAAGGGGGAUGGAUACUUGUUGAACAUCAUAAAGGAAGGAAAAAGACCACAGACUCCGAAAGUGGAACUACGGUAGGUUCUUUUUCCCAGGCUGCUGUGGAGGAGAAAUUAGCUAAGAAGAAGAACAAAGAGGUCUCUGAUUUCUACCGCUUUCAGAAAAGAGAAACCCAGAGGAAUGAACUUUUGACACUCCAAAGCAAAUUUGAGCAGGAUAAGAAGCGGAUUCAACAGAUGAGAGCCGCACGGAAGUUUCGACCUUAUUGAGAUCGAAGAGUGGAAUCUAAUCUCUCUUUGAUGGUUUCAUCAUUGCUGCAUUUGAGAGAUGGAAUCCUGAAUACCCAUUUUGUGCAAUAUGUGGUUUCAUACUAUACUGGAAAAUCGGCUGCACUCUUUCAACCAGAAAUUUACAAUUAUAUCAACAAUUACAAUCAUUAAGAAUCUUAA
Molecule: messenger RNA, 1446 nt
Organism: Hibiscus syriacus
Lineage: Eukaryota; Viridiplantae; Streptophyta; Magnoliopsida; Malvales; Malvaceae
Exons: 8
Coding region: 1-1266 (421 amino acids)
Biological process (GO): ribosomal small subunit assembly; rRNA processing
Cellular component (GO): CURI complex; UTP-C complex
Source: RefSeq, a predicted model, not a curated record